UAAUAUCUUGUCUCUUUUCGCUCCACUGUUUCCUCCUCUUUCGCUAGCAGAAGCCGAAAAAGCUCUCUGCUUUCCCACCCGCACCCCCAUCACCCCCCUCACCCCUGCCGACCGAAGCCACGGUGAGAUAAUCCCGAGCUUCCGUUCACGAAUUGGAAGAGAAUCCCAGCUCCUGAUUGCAUCUCUUAUGGCCGCAAACGCUCAGGAGGUCGUCGCCGGAUCCGAUUCGAAUCCGGACUUCAAGUCCUCGUUUCAGGGAGGAUCUUCCAUCAAGUACUUCGAGAAGAAGAUUGAGUUCGUCCCUGCUAGGAAACCCUUCAAUGGGUUGACGUAUAGCGGCGGAGAUUUCAAGAUUGAGACUCUGAACCCGGGCGGCCCCGACCGGAGUAGCGGGCAAGGGUCGGUUCAGGCGGCGGCCAACGGGAAGGUGAAGAAGGGAGACGGCUCGGAGGUUUUCGAUGGCUGGUUGGAUCCGGAGCUCACUCUGGGCGUUUCUUUUCAGAGAAUUGGUGCAGGAUUGGAGAACCUUGGGAACACUUGCUUUCUUAAUUCUGUACUUCAAUGUCUGACCUACACAGAGCCUCUAGCAGCUUACUUGCAGUCUGGGAAGCAUCAAAAUUCUUGUCGCAUAAAUGGGUUUUGCGCUCUGUGUGCCAUUCAGAAACACGUCAGUCGUACUCUAAAAGCUACUGGUAGAAUAUUGGCGCCGAAGGAUCUAGUUGCGAACUUGCGGUGCAUAUCUCGGAAUUUUAGAAAUGCCAGACAAGAGGAUGCACACGAGUACAUGGUAAAUUUACUUGAAUCGAUGCAUAAAUGUUGCUUGCCUUCGGGGGUGCCCAGUGAAUCCCCUGGUGCCUAUGAGAAGAGUUUGGUACACAAGAUAUUUGGCGGUCGCCUCCGAAGUCAGGUCAAGUGUAUGCAGUGCAACAACUGUUCCAACAAGUUUGAUCCAUUUCUUGAUUUGAGCCUCGAGAUAGCAAAGGCAGAAUCAUUACCAAAGGCUAUCAGACAUUUUACGGCGCCUGAGCAGUUAGAUGGAGGGGAAAGGCAAUACCAGUGUCAGAAGUGCAAGCAGAAGGUCAGGGCACUGAAGCAACUGACAAUUCAUAAGGCACCAUAUGUUCUGACGAUCCACCUUAAGCGGUUCCAUUCUCAUGAUCCGGGCCAGAAGAUUAACAAGAAUGUCAGCUUUGAUACUACUCUAGAUUUCAAGCCAUUCGUCUCUGGUCCCUAUGAAGGGGAUUUGAAAUACUCACUCUAUGGGGUUUUGGUUCAUCAUGGGUGGAGCACCCAUUCCGGUCACUAUUACUGCUACGUCCGCACGUCGACUAAUAUGUGGUACUCCCUUGAUGACAAUCAGGUUCGACAGGUCAGUGAGUCGACUGUUCUGCAGCAAAAGGCAUACAUGUUGUUUUAUGUUCGCAAUCGCAACUCAACCCCUAGAAAGCCCUUCGAAAUUGCUCAGAAGGAGAAAUCGAGAGAGAAUAAUCAUACUGGGAACAGGACGUCAUCUUUUGCCUUCAGCCAGAGCUCAUCAUGUACUGUCCAAGUGAGUCAGCUUGCUGAUAAGUGCAGCACGGCAGUAACUUCCUCGUCCUCUGUGAUCACGAAAGACGCAAUAAGUGUUAGCUCUGUAAAGGAGUUGCAAGUUUCAGAGCCUGUUUCAAUGGAAUCGAGAAAAUUGGGUACUGCUCUGAAUGCAAGUCUUGAAAAUAAAAUCAAUAAUAGUGAUGCAAGCGGAGAAUCUACGAAGGAAUCAACUAUCUCAAAGGGCCUUGUAGAGAAUGGUGCUGGAAAGGAGAACGAGAGUGAAAUAGCUGGGAAGGUUUCGAAUGGGAGUGCAUCUGACAAGAUCGACUGUGGAAGUUCAGCAAGUAAUGCGAGCCAAAAAAGCAGCCAGGAGGAGGAAGCUACUGCUCCCCUGGUUGAAAAGACUGCUGGUGCAGUUCAAGACGAGUCUCAUUUAUUAACUGGCUCAUCAACUAUGUCAAGCGGGUCUUUACAAGGUGAAACAAUCGAUAGCAAGGCAAGCAAGAAGCUCAAAAAGAAGCCCAUAAAGUACCAACUAACAAGUGCGCAUUUUGGGGCGAACAUACUCCUGAGAGCAUCUCUGGGUGUGCGCAAGAAGCGCAUGAAGAGAAAACAUCGUGUUACUGAGAAAGAUCGAAUGUCAUGUGACCUAGGCCCAUCAACAUCAGAUGUGAGUGAAUCUGUUGUGUCCGUUCAGCGGAGGAGUGUUAAAUCUCUCACAAAGAAAGGAACAGAUAAGAGAGCUAAGAGGGAGGAAAUGAAUACUAAUGGAGGUUCACAGAAGGAUAUUGUAAAUGCCGGCACGAAAGUGAUUGAGAAUGUGAAGGAUUGUAAGAGUGACGCAAUGGAGAAUGGGUUGAUGAGCAUGCUCACACGAGGAUUGGAGGAGACGCUCGUUGCACACUGGGAUGGAAUAGAUCUAUCUCCAUCUCCGACUAUAGAAUCACCUAAUGCAGGGAAUCCUAAUGGAGGGAAUGCCAUUGGUUACGUAUUGGAUGAAUGGGACGAAGAAUACGAUCGAGGAAAAAGGAAGAAAGUAAGACACUCGAAGCAUGAUUUCGGUGGCCCGAACUACUUCCAGGAAAUUGCAUCACAGAAAAUAAAGUCGAAGGAGGCGAGGUUCGACCAAUUUGCUGGGAACCGACCUUUGAGGAUAUGAGGCAAACGAGGAAAGUAAAUGCCCAAUAAGAACCCAUUUCCAGGUGUAGCUUCUGAUCAAAGUGGAUUUGUUGCUUAUUCCUGUUUGUACGAGGCAGUGUUUGUCUUUUUCGAGUCUUAAAUUUAUCUCUAUCCAUGUUUUUUCAUAUGAGGCAGAGGUGAGUGUGUGGUGGGAAUUAUUAUUAUGUAUUUUCACUUGUUUUUUUGUUAGUCUUUUUUUACUGAGAACAGAGUUUCCGUGUAUUAGAGAAAAUGUAGCGAGCCUUGGAGAAUUAUUGAAGACCAAGUGAUCAUUAUUCUUUAUGAGAUUGGUGUAACAUCAAUGUCAGAAUAUCGAGCUGAUGUUUCGAUUGC
Messenger RNA from Punica granatum (pomegranate), 3042 nucleotides. The record is from RefSeq and is a predicted model, not a curated record. Lineage: Eukaryota; Viridiplantae; Streptophyta; Magnoliopsida; Myrtales; Lythraceae.